CUGGAGGCAGGAAAGGGGAUUCAUUGGGAGACAGCGAUGCUGGAUAAGUGGGAAUCAUCCCUGUUAGCCAAUGGGUUUAAAGAGAGAGGCAGAUGUCAUUAGACUGAGAAGUACCACCUCCAAGUGCAAGAGCUUCCCCUCAGUCGGGAGAGCGUGCUGCGUGUGAUCGGAGCCAUCACAUCAGCACCAGCUGCAUCCUCCUCUUCGGGUGCCCGUUCCUUCCCCCUCUCUCUCUCUCUCUCUCUCUCUCUCUCUCUUUCUCUUUCUCUCUCUUGCUCUCUCUCGCUCACAGUCGUGGGAAGCAGCAGUUGCAGCAAUACAGGACUGAAGGAAGACAGAAGAGGCUGGACUAUGAGUCAACGCCAUGGCUAUCGCAUGGUGGCCUGGACGAGGAUGCCUGGCAGCUGUGUGUUCCUCUCGCUGACACUAAUAGUGAUCCAGGGCCGGGGUGAUGUGGAACUUGCGAAAGAUGAUCGCUAUGAGUGGAAAACAGGCCAGUGGGGGAGGUGCAUGGGUGAGGACUGUGGUCCCGGGGGCAUGCAGACGCGGUCGGUGUGGUGUGUCCACGCCGAGGGCUGGGCGGCCGCCGUCUCCAGCUGCCCACUGGCGGACAUGCCUCAGCAACAGAGGCGCUGUUUCCGCGAGUGUGACCUGCAGAGAGAGCUCUUUGAGUGGGAGACUUCCGAGUGGGGAGCCUGCACGCUGACGCCUGGCGGGCCGCAGCCGGCGGAAUGCGUGAUGGCGCAGCAUGGCGUGCAGUGGCGCAGCGUGCGCUGCAUGCGCACCUCGGACCGCAGUGCCGUGAUGGAGCGCGUCUGCGAGUUCCUCUCCCGCCGGCCAGCCGAGGAACAGGCCUGCCUCAUCCCCUGCCCCCGGCCCUGCAUCGUGUCCGACUUCUCCGCCUGGUCGGCCUGCAGUGCCAGCUGCGGGGUCGGCCUGCAACACCGCACCAGGGCCGUCCUCGCCGCGCCCGUGUACGGGGGAGCCGGCUGCCCCAACCUCACACAGACCCGGCCCUGUGAGCACCCCCGCCCUUGCCCCGGCAGCGAGGGGGAGUACCGGUACAGCCUGAAGGUGGGGCCAUGGACCGAGUGCCGGCUGCCCCACCACAAGCAGAUGUGGCUCAGCGGUCGCACCACACUGGACUUCAGCGCCGACUCCGGCGAGAGGAACUCGGUGCAGCGCCAGGCCCGCAGCCCCCAUCACACCCAGCACCACCACCAGCACCAACGUCACCUCAGCCCCAAGGCUCUGGACAUCGAGAUCGGCUACCAGACGAGGCAAGUCCGCUGUAUGCGGAGUGAUGGCAAAAACUCCAUGCUGAGCCUUUGUACGCAAGACAGUACCCCAGUGACAUUCCAGGCUUGUGUGAUGCCAAGAGACUGCGAGACGUCCGAAUGGUCGCCAUGGAACCUCUGCUCUAAAAGCUGUCGGGCACUGGAUUUGUCGCCCGGUUACAGGACGAGGACCCGCAGCCUGAAACAGGUCCCCAUUGGUGGGGGCAAGGAAUGUCCUGGCCUUGAGGACAAAGAGGCUUGCAACAUCAUUGGAGAUUUACUUCCAGAGUGUCCCAGGUACAUGUGGAAGAGCACAGACUGGGGAGAUUGCCAAAUCCAGCCCCUCCUCAGCACGCAUGACCGGCGCCACGGCAACCUAAGCCUGCUGUGCGGUGGGGGGAUUCGGACGAGGGAGACGUACUGCGUGCAGGUCCCCGGAGACGCAAAAGAAGUGACCAGGCCAGUGAACAAGAGGAUGUGCCCAACGAACAUGCCCCCAGCCGCCCAGCCCUGCUCCAUCCUCUGCCCCCAAGACUGUCUGCUCUCCCCUUGGUCGUCUUGGGGCUCCUGCCUAUACGACGACUGCCUGGAGCCCCAGGGGAGAAAAGGCUUCCGGCAGAGGACGCGAUAUGUGCUGCGGGAACCGGCGGGCAUGACCCAGGGCUGCCCGCACCUCGUGGAGUCCAUGGCGUGCGAGGACCCUGUCUGCUUCCACUGGGUCGUCUCGUCCACGCAGCCGUGCGAGGCCACCGAGGGGAAGUGCGGCGCGGGGAGCCAGGCGCAGAUGGUCCGCUGCGUGGACAGUGAAGGUGAGGCCAUGCCCAACGAGCGUUGCCAGGACGACCCCCCGCCAUCUCUGGGGCCCUGCGAAGUGCCCUGCCCCGGGGACUGUGUGCUGGGAGCCUGGUCUUCCUGGUCGCCCUGCUCCCAUUCCUGCUCGAGCAGAAACUCAGAUGGCCGGCAGAGCAGAACCCGCGCCAUUCUGGCACCGCCUGGCCAAGGAGGCAAACAUUGCCCUCCAGCCAGCACCCUGGAGGACUGGAGGCCAUGUAACCAGCACCCCUGCAUUGUGUUCUACUGGGAGGCAUCGCCUUGGGGGCCCUGUACCGAAGACCCCUCCGCCAGCGACCCAAACGUCACUAGCAGCUUGGACAGCCCCCCCACCUGUGCUGUCGGCAUACAGACCAGGAAGGUGUCCUGUGUGAAGAUGAAUGUGGGGCCAGUGAUCCCAAAAAGGUGCCCGGAGUCGUCUCGCCCCGGCGCCACGCGGACCUGCCUCCUGCCUUGCAGGCGAGACUGCAUGGUGACGGCCUUCAGCGAGUGGACGCCCUGCCCGUCCGGCUGCCAGCCAGUCAACAGCACUGUGACCACCCAAUCACGGUACAGAAUCAUCACGCAGAGAUCAGCCAACGGGGGACAGGAAUGUCCGGACACUCUUCACGAGGAAAGGGAGUGCGAGGCACUUCCUGUGUGCCCGACCUACAGAUGGAAGACACACAAAUGGCACCAGUGCACGUUGGUGCCAGACUCGGUCCAGCAAGGACUCACAGGGGUGGGAGAGUCAUGUGGCCGUGGGCUAGAAAUUCGAGGUGUGGCAUGUGUUGGGGAGGAUGACGAGCUGGCGAAUGUGACGGAGUGUCUCCAGUGGGCUGGGGCCAUGCCCCCCCGGGCAAGACCCUGCUGGGUGCCCUGCAAGGACGAUUGCACCCUCAGCAGCUGGGCGAAGUUUACAGACUGUGCCGACUGCGGAGGCUGGCGCACCAGGAAGAGGACACUCACAGGCCGGAGCAAGAAACAGCCAAAGUGCCAGAGGUCUGAGCUGUACCCGCUGGUGGAGACGGAGCCAUGUCCCUGCACGGACUUCCGGGCCCAGCCGUGGGGGAACUGGUCCUCCUGCGUGCUGCCGGAGAGCCGGGGCUGGAGGGCGCAGCGCGAGCCGCAGGAGUGCAGCCAGGGCCUGCAGCAUCGCGCCAUAGCCUGCACCGACCGCGACGGCCGCCUGCUUGACCCUGCCCUCUGUGGGGGCUCAGGCUACGUGGAGGAGGUGUGCCAUGUCCCCUGUCCCUUGGACUGCAAGCUGAGUGACUGGUCUGCCUGGUCUGCAUGUAGCGCCCCCUGUGGCAGCGGGGUGAAGGUCAGGUCCAAGUGGUUACGGGAAAAGCCGUUCAAUGGAGGCCGGCCAUGCCCCAAACUGGACCUGAAAAAUCAGGUGUAUGAGGCAGUGCCGUGUUACAGUGAGUGCAGUGAGUACACCUGGGCACCAGAGCUGUGGUCGGCGUGCGCCGUCAACAUGGUAGACACGCCGUCGAGCUGCGGGGAGGGCGUGCAGAGUCGCAAAGUCAGGUGUGUGCGGAAGGACGAUGAAUCUCCCACGGGUGAUACCGUGGACAGCAGCCUGUGUGACCCAGAGGAAGCGCCCCCUAGUGCCCAGACCUGCUUCGUGCCGUGCCCAGAAGACUGCGUGAUGUCCCAGUGGAGCCAGUGGAGCAGCUGCCCUUCUCCGUGUGAGCAGACCGUGGUGAGGACACGGCAGCGGCAGACGCUCCGCCUCUCGCAGACGGGCAGCGCUUGUCCUGAGGAGAGCCAGUCCGACAGGUGUGUCCUGAACAGCACCUGCUUCAACUACCGCUACAACCUGUCAGACUGGAGCACCUGCCUGCUCAGCGAGAGCGCCAUCUGUGGGCAGGGGGUGAAGGUGCGGCAGCUGGACUGCGUGCGCAGCGAUGGCGAGGUGGUGGAGCUGAGCGUGUGCGGAGAGCUGCUCCUGCCGGCCGAGUGGCAGCUCACCAUGGCCUGUGUGGUGGACUGUCCCGUGAACUGCCUGCUCUCGGAGUGGACGCCUUGGUCCUCUUGCUCCGUCACCUGUGGCUUCCAAGGUGAGAUGGUACGAACCCGAGGUGUGAUGCAGCAGGCGCACGAACAGGGCCGGCCCUGUCCCUCCCAGCUGUCCCAGACCAAGCCAUGUCCAAUAAGGCCCUGCUACACCUGGCUGCUCGGUGACUGGUCCUCCUGUUGGGUGGAGGGGGCGCAGUGUGGGGAAGGGGUUAGAGAGAGGAACCUGACCUGCGUCGUGCACGGAGGAGACCCGCUGGAUGUUGCGUCAGCCAGGGCUGUGGGUGCAGAGAAGUGUGAAGACAGGCUGAGGCGGGCAGAGGGACGAGAACUGCAACUUCCCUGCUCGGUGCCCUGUCCAGGAGACUGCCAUCUGACGGAGUGGUCGCCCUGGAGCUCCUGUCAGCUGACCUGCCUGAAUGGGAGGAGCUUUGAGACGACGGGCCAGCAGGCUCGCUCCAGGGCUGUGGUCAUCCAGGUCCCGGAGAAUCAGGACAGCUGCCCUCAGCAGGUCUUUGAGACGCGGCCGUGCAAAGAUGGCAGGUGCCACAGCUAUGAGUGGAGGACCAGCGGGUGGAAGGGCAAUGAGCGUGCCGUGUGGUGUCAGCGUUCGGACGGGGUCAAUGUGACAGGAGGAUGCGUCCCACAGGAGAUGCCCACAACCAUGAGGCACUGCUAUCCCCCCUGCACCAAACCGUUCUCCCACUGCACACAGAGGGGCGUCUGCGGCUGUGAGGCUGGCUACACAGAGGUGAUGACUGCCCAUGGAUUUCUGGAUUACUGCACUCGCACCCCCGGGCUCGAUAAUAACAAGGCCGACGUCAAGAUCAGCUCUGGCAGGUUCAAGCCCGGCACAUCCCACAUCCAGGAGUUCUUCCACGAGUGGUCGCUGAAGCCCGUCGGACCAGAUGGCAGAGUAAAAAUGUGGGUCUAUGGCCUGACCGCUGGAGGAUUCGCUCUGAUCGUGCUGGUUAUUGCUCUGUCCUUUUUGUUGUGUAAAACACCUGUGCAGAGUAAGAGCUCUUCUCCGCCACAGAAACCUCUGACUCUGGCUUACGACGGAGACGUGGACAUGUGACCAGCCCGCCUGGAUAAAUCAAGGGGGCGCAAGUCCAACAGGAAGCAACAGGAGCAAACAUAUGCAACAUUUCAAUGAAGGGGACAGACCCAGAUCAGCCCUUUGACACGGGGCUUGACUGGGGUGUUUGAGUGCCAUGGACAGGGCGGGUUCUGUGAGGAUGCCGCACGCUAACAGCACACGGAGUAGGGGGAGUUCCCCCGGUCCAAAUCAGUAAACCCCAUCUUGACAUUUUCAGGACUUUAUCAGAACCUGCCAAGGGAUCUCCCUCUAACAGAUGGACAGCCUUUACUUUUUCCUAAGGUGACUUUUUAAUACUUAAAAAAAUGACAAUAGCCAAAAGGAAAUUAAAGUAAAAUUUCAGUGAAUGAAAACAGCAAGUUUGCCUUUAUGCACUAUAUUAGUGCCGGUUCACCCCUCCAUUCUGAUCAAACUUUGCCUUUUGUAUUUACGUUGUGCUGCAAGAGUCUCUUUCUGUGAAGUUGUGUUCUUCAGUGAUGCUGUCCUGAGGUGUGUCAGUGUCGCGUGACUUGGACUUUAAAUAUCAGACCAGGAUGGCUGGUACCGCAUGAAGGAGUGUGAGAGAUGGACCAUCGUCCGCGCGCCGGAUCAGCUGGAAACGCGGGGUGCGUCUCAUCCCAUUACCCACGGAUCCGAGAGCAAAGCUGCCCCUUUCUCCCCCGUUGACCAGUUCGGGGGGGGGGGUUUGUUCAUUGAUUUUGGCUUUUCGGUGUUUUUUUUCCUAGCUGUUGAUUGCAGGAAAUGGCUCAUGUCCUAAUCCAAUGGAUGGCUGUGCAUUACCACACACAGUCCUGGAGAUCGUGGAGCAGAAUGAUUGCUAAGGUGACCAUGCAAAUAAAGGGUGUGAUCCAGGACUGACCAGCGACGUAGCCAACCACCUGUCAUGUUUGUUAUGCAAGGCGGGUCACAUUCAGUAAACCAUGUUCUUGACAUAAA
Molecule: messenger RNA, 6144 nt
Organism: Brienomyrus brachyistius
Lineage: Eukaryota; Metazoa; Chordata; Actinopteri; Osteoglossiformes; Mormyridae
Product: thrombospondin type-1 domain-containing protein 7B-like
Exons: 28
Coding region: 352-5187 (1611 amino acids)
Source: RefSeq, a predicted model, not a curated record